Messenger RNA from Carassius auratus (goldfish), 3564 nucleotides. RefSeq names its product leucine-rich repeat-containing protein 2-like. Gene Ontology annotation, molecular function: protein binding. The record is from RefSeq and is a predicted model, not a curated record. Gene Ontology annotation, cellular component: cytoplasm. NCBI's taxonomy places the organism in Eukaryota, Metazoa, Chordata, Actinopteri, Cypriniformes, Cyprinidae.
GACGCCGUGACACGAGGAAUCAAAUCACACGCUGUAAAAAUAGCAGCUUGUUCUAAAUACAGUAGAGCUGUAAACAAGCAGAUAAACCUGGAAAGAAGCGCAGAGGAGCUGCUCGCAGACACAGCAUCAGUUCCCAUCAUGAAGGCGGACAGGAUCACUGACAUUCCCGUGUACGACCUCUCUCUGAUCCGACAGCUGUGGGAGGGACGAGUGAAGAAGUACAGACAGCGGCAGAAGAAGGAGGAAGAGCGCAUCAGUAAAAGUGCUCUGGCCAAGGUGGAUCAGCAGUGGCAGUAUCGCAUCGCGUGCAGGAAGCUGAAGAGCGCGGAGGUCACGGCGCUGCAGUGUUACCUGGAGAGAUCCACGCUCGGACAAAUACACAUCCAGCCCACCGAGAACACAGACAAUGACGCAGACAACAAGAAGUUCAUUUUUGAGUUGAACGGGAAAAAAUGGAUGAAAUUACCUGAAGAUCUUCAGUACAUGACUUAUCUCAAGGAAUGGCACAUCCAUGGGACCAGGAUUCCCGAGAUUCCCACUUACAUCGAGGCAUUUGUGGAUCUGCAAGUGCUGGACGUCCCGAAAAACGGACUGACGAAGCUUCCUCGUGAAAUAGGGAAACUGAUCAACCUCAGGGAAUUACGUGUGAAUUAUAAUAAACUGUUAACCAUUCCACCUGAACUCGGAGGAUGUGAGAAUCUGGAGCGAUUAGAGAUGACCGCAAACGGAAACCUGGCCGAGCUUCCCUUCGAGCUGAGCAAUCUCAAAAAACUGAAGCACUUGGACAUAGCAGAAAAUCAGUUUGCCAGUAUUCCAGUCUGCGUGCUGCGCAUGGAAAGCCUGAAGUGUUUGGAUAUCAGCAACAACAGACUCAAAGACCUGCCCGAGGACAUUGACAGGCUCGAAGCGUUGGAGACGCUGUUCCUUCACAAAAACAAAGUGCGACACGUGCCGAUGACUGUGACGAAUCUGAUGCAUCUGAAGAUGCUGAUCAUCAGCGCAGACGAGCUGUACAGCAUCCCGUCACAGUUAAUCGACAGCCCUAAUAUCAAAUUAAUCCGAUUAUACGACAAUCCAAUCAACCCUGAGAAUGAAGACAUGAGCAUGGACUCAGAAGCUCAGGAGGGGCGCGACAAAGAGUUCAUGAAGACGUACAUCCAAACCCUUCAAGACAGAGACGCUCAGCCGUUGUACACCACUAAAGUCUCUCUGAGCUGCCUGCUGUAGAACCAGAUCAACGUCUGCUUCACGACUCGAAAGAUGCCACGGAUUGAAAUCAGUGUGUUUGAAACACUUCCACGGGAGUCUGUUUAUUCGUUUGUUCAUUCCGAGUUCAGUUAGAACUAAGAUGCAGGUUACACUGAGAAGCUGUCAGUAUCUGAAGGUUUCUUUUGUUGCUGCGUUUACUAUUAUUGAAGUUUUUUUUUUUUUGACUGCAUCCCGAACACAUUUUGAUUUGGUUUUCUGUGAAGAUUUCCGUUGUUUAGUUUGUUUGACGUGACCAAAAUGUUUCACAGCAUGACGUUGAACCUUUUUCUGUCUGGAAGUCAAUGUUUUAUAAGAGUGCCGUUUUAAUUUAUUGCAGUUAAUUUUCCUAUUUUGCCUUCAGCCAUAAAUCAACAUGCAAACGUGCAUUUCUCUGUCAGAGUGUGAAACAAUAAAAAUGCAAUCCUGGAAUAUGAAGUGGUUUAUUGAAACAUUAAAUCAAUGAAUAUCUCAACGAACACUUGUAGCAAUGUGCAUUAAAUGCAUCGAUAAAAUCUCGUCAGAAGGCAUCUACAAACCAGUCUUCAAAGGAAUGGCUGCAUAGACAUGAAGAAUGGCACCGAGAGCUGAAAUAUCAGUAAAAAAACAAAGUGCAGUUCAUCGGGAAACACGUAAAAUAACUUUAGAGGGGUUAAGAUGUUCUGGAGUCAGUGUGCAUUGAUCUACAGCACCGAUUGCAUAAAGAGAAUCACAUCACAUCAUUUUCAAGUAUGCAUCAUAUUCACGUCUCCAGAAUUGGCAAAUGAAACGUUUCCUUUGCUCAAAAACAUCAAAUGUGCAUGAUAAAGCAGAAAUCCUCAUUGAUUUAGGCUGAUAUUGCUGCUGUUUGUUACAUGAUAAAAUGCAGUCAAUUAUAUAAUCUGCUGCAUACUGCGUAAUGAACUUUGAGAAUUGUUUUACUCCGAUUUUAACAUGCAAAAAUAAAAUAAAACAAAAUAAGGAAAGUCAGUGAGAGAAAGCAAUGAUAAAUCAAUAAAGCUAGUUUAAAAACAUUUGAUUCGGUCCUCUGGGAAUUAUUUCAGGACAUCAGCAACACAGAAACAUUAAAUGUUACAGGAAGAGUUCAGGCCAAAAAUGGAAAUGUACUCACUCUCAGUUCAUCAGAGAUCAGGAUGAGUGUGUUUCUUCAUCAGGUUUGGAGAAAUGUAGCAUUGCAUCGAUGGAUGCUUUACAGUGAAUGGGUGCCGUCAGAAUGAGAGUCUGAUAAAAACAUCCCAAUAAUCCACAGCAGUCCAUCAGUUAACAUCUGGAGAAGACAAAAGAUGAAAAAAAAAAAAAACUAUCUAGUGCACUUGACUACCUAGUGCACUUGACUACAUAGUGCACUAUAUUUUUUUUCACUUUCACUUUUUUAUAUAGUGCACUUGACUACCUAGUGCACUUGACUAUCUAGGAUUAUUGUGAUGUUUUUAUCAUCUGUUUGGACUCUCAUUCUGACGGCACCCAUUCACUGCAGAGCAUCCAUUGAUGAGACACUGAUGCAGUGCUACAUUUCUCCAAACCUGAUGAAGAAACAAACUCAUCCUGAUCUCUGAUGAACUGAGACUGAGGAUAUUUUUCCAAUUUCGUCCGAACUCUUCCUUUAAAUCAAGUCUGUGUGUGACUGUGAGGUAGCAGCUCUGUGUUGAGUAGCUGGUGCUCAUAUAUGAGUUACAGAUUAAAUACGAUUUCGUCGUAAUAAUUAACCUAUGACCUAAAGACAACGCUUAUGUCUGUUUUGUGCCGUUUCUCUUUAAAAGAAAGACUGCGCUCUGGCUGUAUGUGCACUGCGUGUUUAAAUGCUCUUAACUAACUAACCACGAGGACAUUAUUAUUAUUGCAGUCUGUAUAAGAUAAAGUUCAUCAGUAAUAUAGUAAAGAACUACAGUUUACAUUCAGAUACACGGCAGCACAUCAUUUUAGACGAUUUCCAAAACAAAUGUCUAAAGAUUUUUAAAUUAAGACACAUGAGAAAUAAAGUGAGUUUAUGCUUGAAACAAGAACAAAUAGCUGGCAAAAAAUUAACUUAAUCCAAAGGAAGAAACUAGAUAAUUUUUUCGACCCAUUAGCAGACAUUUAUUCUUGUUUGAAGCAUAAAUUGUUCAGAAAACAAGAUCUUGUAUAAACAGAAACAUAUAUUGUAACGUUUCAUUUGCAUCAUUAAAAGUGCUACAAAUAAACCUGAACUGAACAAUAUUAAUCUCAAUUAAAAGGGUUUUGUUCUGCGGGAGAACUUGAUGUUUUGCACUGUAAGCCGAAAUAUGGAGAAGGCACAUUCGCUUUCAAAGACCGAAGGAUAAAAACAAAAAAAAAGCUUUG